This is a messenger RNA of Coregonus sp. 'balchen', 18434 nucleotides long. The record is from the annotation of a GenBank genome assembly. Lineage: Eukaryota; Metazoa; Chordata; Actinopteri; Salmoniformes; Salmonidae.
AUGGGCCAAUCGUCACCCCCUGUGGAGCCGAGCAGCAUGGGAGAUAUUACCCAGGAUGCAGCCUGUCGGUGGAGCACGAGUUGCAGUAAUACAAAGGGUUUGCGUGAGACACAAAGAGAAUAUCAUCGGCUCUGUGCCAAAACCCACCCUAGCAUACCACUUUAACUAAAGCAAUAUAUUGGGACAUACAUUCUAAGUGCUAUGUUCAUGUAAAUAUGGGAAUACGUCAUAUUCUAUGCUGUUACUGUAAACAGUAUUCUCCCAUCUCUUCCAAUUUUAACAUAGAAAGUAAGUAGAUACUGUAUCGUUGGCUUAUGAUAUCAUCUUCUAUCCCCACGCUGUAUACAGUGCCAGUCUCUCCCUACUCUGUGGCAGUAGAUGGUACUCCAGCUGGAUACUGCAUCUGCAUUGACUGUCUGGUAUUGACUUAGCCUUCCACCAGUCAUCUCAGUGCUGCUUGAUUCAAUUGUGAAGGGACAAUGGAGUAGAAUGAAGUGACCUGUGACAUUGGGCACAUCGGUUACCGCCCCAUGAGACCUGAGGGGUGUCUGGUUUCUAUUGGUCGAAACUGCAAAAGAGUGAGUAGGACUGGAAGGGUGUGUUGAUAGUCAAGGGUAGUUGAUCUGAUCAUAUUGGGAUCACAGUGUUGGAUCUAUAUGUAACUGAUACAGGAUAGGGGUUGAGAGGGUAUGGUGUGUGUGUGUGUGUGUGUGUGUGUGUGUGUGUGUGUGUGUGUGUGUGUGUGUGUGUACGUUAGAGCUGGGAUGACACCAACCAUACCGAUCACUUAUCGCAGGCAUUUUGCUGAUAUCGUUCAUUACAAUAAGGAGCCUAUCCUAGAGAAAUAUGAAAUGUAAAAUGAUAUAAAUUAGCUAAUAUGGAUGAUUGUUAAUGGGACAAUUGAUGGCUACAACCAUCAAACUAGAAGUAGUAGUUUAAAAGGACCAUUAAAAAAGGUUUCCAUUAAUAUUAUAAACGUAUCAUUCAAUUUAUCAUUAUCACAUCAAUUCAGGCAUUUUAUCGCAAAAUUGAUUUUUGGGGGGAGGGUCCAUAUCAUUAAGCUUUACCGUGCAUGCAUGUGUAUGUGUCUGUAGCCACCCUGCCGUUAACAAGACUUAUAGUCAAAGGAAAUUCAUUGAGGUUAAUUUCACAUUGCCUGGCCUCAGCUCCAUAACUCCCAGAAUUGAUGGGACGCUGUACUGUCUGCCAAGGCAGCUGGGUUAUCUCCUUCUGUAUAGAUUAAGCAUGACUCCUCUUUAUACACAUGCAAGGGCUCUAGCCCCUUUUUGUAAUCUAUCAAGACCUGCCAUACUAUUCUACUGGACGCCGGUCAACAUGAACAAUGCACUGGACAAACAGACAUACCCCUCAUCACACACACAAACACACAGGCUGUGGGUUGUAGGUAGUUAACCUGAGUCUUAAUGAAUGUGUCGGCCUUUAGACUGUGUUUCACUACGUCCUAUAGGAGUAGGAACCUAAUUCCCCUCAUCCACCACUAAUGAGUAGAUGCAAGCCAAGGCAGCCAUUUUGGCACCCGAGCUCCUCUCAUCACACACCACACUGGUGUUCACACUGAAAUGGCGGGUGUGAAACAUCCACUAGACUGGCUAUGUGAAAUAAUGGCUGCGUCCUUAAUGGCCCCUGUAUCCUUUUUAGUGUGCAUGUCUAGGGAAUAGGGGGCCAUUUCAGACGCCGUCAGAGAGUCAUGGAGGUGUGAAACACCGACUGUACUGAAAAUGUCUACCAGAGAGUCAGUCUCACUCGGAGAAACAGCCAUGGUAUACUGUAUAUCGGCUAGUAGCUAACACAAACGGUCAGGCCAUUACCCAUUUGUCUUUGGGCCAUUCUGCCUGUUUGCUAUUCCAGUCAGGAGUCCAGUUGGAGGAUGCAGGCAGCAGAGCUUAUCACAGUACUGCCUCUGAGUCACACAUACAGGCUGGCUAAUAGCCGACCGCUAGCUGUCUGUAUGUCUGUUUGAGGAAAGGGAGGGAGACGGCGAUGGUGAAAACGUGCUAGCAAGGCUAAUGAUUGAGCAUCUCAUCUCACUACGGUUCAGCUGGACAUUACAAAUGAGAUUUUAAUUGCGCAAAAUGUUUAUGCCUUAAGGAGUAGGACUCUAUGCUGUGAGAAGUAGCUGUGACAGUAAUUUCAUCAUUAACUUCCUCUCACAGGUGCUGGAGAUAUUUUUACGCUGACACACCGAGGUUUUGUGUAUGUUGAUAUUUGAUGUGAGAUCUUAAGGCGGUCUUUAAAAAGUCCCAGAUGAAAAUGGAAUUAUCAGUAUAGCUCCGAGCUCAAUGUAGCUUAUUUAGAAGUAAGAUCUUGAUUUCCUUUGCUUGUGUUCAAAAGCACUACCUUAUGUAAACCGAUGCACUCUGCCUUAUGCAUCAGCGCUCAAACAUCAGGCUUUGCAUAAAUGAAGUCGUCAGUGCAGAAAUGGACAGUGGCAUGUCCCCUAUACCCAAGGCUGCACAGCCUAUAUCAAGCACUAUGUAUGCCAACACAGGAUGGAAUCAGUGGGAAACUGAAUUGGCUCAUUAAACAGUUGGAUGAACUGAAACAAAGAGCCUAAACAGCCAGGGAAGCCAAACAGAAAUCAUUUGGGGGGUUGACAAGUAUAUAGACUAUUAUUGUGGAAGGAAGUUCACAGACCUGCUGAUUUGUAUCUUACCCUCACUAUGGUCAAUCAGAAGGCAUGCAUUCAAAAUAGAAUAUUAUUUGAGGAUAGUAAGUGGUUUAUAGUGAACUGAAUGUGUUUCUGUGUUGUUUGUCUAUCUCUAUGAGUGUCUGCACAGCGCUGUUCCACAUCUGUCAAAGUCAAUGACUUAUUGGCUGCAUUCCUAAUGAGGUCGGUGACUGACAGUUAGUAGUAUGAGCUGAUUGGCUGUGAUCCCAAUGAGGUCGAUGAGUGACAGUUAGUAGAAUGGACUGAUUGGCUGCAUUCCCAAUGAGGUCAAUGAAUGACAGUAAGAGCAGGGUGGGCACAACCUCAAUUAUAAAUCUCUAAUACCCUUCAAAGGAGUGGGCACAGAGGUGGGUCAAUGUGCCAACUGGAAUGGAAUAUCACACAGCUUUUAAUAACAUUUAAUAACAAUCUGGCUGACACCAUUUCUCCCCCCUGUCUCUCGUUUUAUUGCCUCACUUUAACGUUUCUUAAAUGUCUGAGCGGCUGCUUCGUAAUGACAGUCAUUCUGGAAGAGGCCAAUGCAAUUGCAGGGGAUAAUAGUGUACAAUGCCAAUCAAUGCUUAUGCUACAGCCGACACUUUUUUGUAUUAGCAACUUCUAUGUCAUUAGCACUAGAAGUCAAUCAAUCAAUCAAUCAAUCAAUUUUAUUUUAUAUAGCCCUUCUUACAUCAGCUAAUAUCUCGAAGUGCUGUACAGAAACCCAGCCUAAAACCCCAAACAGCUAGUAAUGCAGGUGUAGAAGCACGGUGGCUAGGAAAAACUCCCUAGAAAGGCCAAAACCUAGGAAGAAACCUAGAGAGGAACCAGGCUAUGAGGGGUGGCCAGUCCUCUUCUGGCUGUGCCGGGUGGAGAUUAUAACAGAACCAUGCCAAGAUGUUCAAAAAUGUUCAUAAGUGACAAGCAUGGUCAAAUAAUAAUCAGGAAUAAAUCUCAGUUGGCUUUUCAUAGCCGAUCAUUAAGAGUUGAAAACAGCAGGUCUGGGACAGGUAGAGGUUCCAUAACCGCAGGCAGAACAGUUGAAACUGGAAUAGCAGCAAGGCCAGGCGGACUGGGGACAGCAAGGAGUCACCACGGCCGGUAGUCCCGACGUAUGGUCCUAGGGCUCAGGUCUCUCAGUUGGCUUUUCAUAGCCGAUCAUUAAGAGUUGAAAACAGCAGGUCUGGGACAGGUAGGGGUUUCGUAACCGCAGGCAGAACAGUUGACUGGAAUAGCAGCAAGGCCAGGCGGACUGGGGACAGCAAGGUGUCAUCAUGCCCGGUAGUCCUGACGUAUGGUCCUAGGGCUCAGGUUCUCAGAGUGAAAGAGAGAACGAGAGAAUUAGAGAGAGCAUACUUAAAUUCACACAGGACACUGGAUAAGACAGGAGAAGUACUCCAGGUAUAACCAACUAACCCCAGCCCCCCGACACAUAAACUACUGCAGCAUAAAUACUGGAGGCUGAGACAGGAGCGGUCCGGAGACACUGUGGCCCCAUCCGAAGAAACCCCCGGACAGGGCCAAACAGGAAGGAUAUAACCCCACCCACUCUGCCAAAGCACAGCCCCCGCACCACUAGAGGGAUAUCCUCAACCACCAACUUACAAUCCUGAGACAAGGCCGAGUAUAGCCCACAGAGGUCUCCACCACAGCACAAACCAAGGGGGGGCGCCAACCCAGACAGGAAGAUCACGUCAGUAACUCAACCCACUCAAGUGACGCACCCCUCCUAGGGACGGCAUGAAAGAGCACCAGCAAGCCAGUGACUCAGCCCCUGUAACAGGGUUAGAGGCAGAGAACCCCAGUGGAGAGAGGGGAACCGGCCUGGCAGAGACAGCAAGGGCUGUUCGUUGCUCCAGAGCCUUUCCGUUCACCUUCACACUCCUGGGCCAGACUACACUCAAUCAUAUGACCUACUGAAGAGAUAAGUCUUCAGUAAAGACUUAAAGGUUGAGACCGAGUCUGCGUCUCUCACAUGGGUAGGCAGACUGUUCCAUAAAAAUGGAGAUCUAUAGGAGAAAGCCCUGCCUCCCGCUGUUUGCUUAGAAAUUCUAGGGACAAUUAGGAGGCCUGCGUCUUGUGACCGUAGCGUACGUAUUGGUAUGUACGGCAGGACCAACUCGGAAAGAUAGGUAGGAGCAAGCCCAUGUAACGCUUUAUAGGUUAACAGUAAAACCUUGAAAUCAGCCCUUGCCUUAACAGGAAGCCAGUGUAGGGAAGCUAGCACUGGAGUAAUAUGAUCAAAUUUCUUGGUUCUAGUCAGGAUUCUAGCAGCCGUAUUUAGCACUAACUGAAGUUUAUUUAGUGCUUUAUCCGGGUAGCCGGAAAGUAGAGCAGUAUAGCCUAGGCUAAAAUACAUUCUGCUCACUAUUUCUGUAAGGGCUGGUUUCCCAGACACAGAUGAAGCCUAGUCCUGGACUAAAAAGCAUACUCAAUGGAGAAUAUCUAGUCUCGGCUUAAUCUGUGUCCAGCAGCCGGCCCUAAGAGUAUAAAGCAGGGUAUUGUGGGGUAUUGUUCCUGGCUAUCAAGCUUCAUAACCAGACAUGGUAUCUAACCCUAUAUAAAUAGCCUGUCUUAAACACCCGGCCAGGAUAAUAAAAAAAAAAGACGUAGACUUUCUUAAUUAAAAUUCACAAGCGGGGGUUGCCUUGAAAAAGUCUUAUUUUAAGUUAACGGGAAAGGGAACUUUUCCUCCGCAGGGCAGGGGGUGGAGGCGAGAAGAGAUUACCAUUUUAAUGAGUAGUGUAGAAGGCUGAGCAGACCAGAUAGACAGACUAGGCCCUCACUGGGUGAGUGGGCAUCCAAGCCAAAGUCCCCUGGGAAAUGGAGUUGAUAUUGCUGACAGAGAACUAUUAAGCUAAGCGAGCAUCUCCAUGUGAGUGUUUGUGUGCGUGUCACCAUCCAUCUAGAUAAAAAAAAAAACACUUAAGACCCGGACAGCACUACAGAAAUUACCCCUAGCCUCCCCAUCAAGAGACACAUACCCUUUAAGAUACCUUUAAGAGGCCAUUAAUCUACUGUUACCUCAUCAAUCAACAGGACAUCCCACUGGGCACAGACGUCAUUCAACGUCUAAUUUUGAUUACAUUUUUGGUUGAGUUUUCGACUAACAUGAAUUCAACUUGAAAUCAACAAACCAUUUCAACAUGUCAUUGGAUCUAAGUUAAGGUUGGGUGGAAAAAAAUACGAAAUUAAAUCAGUUUUCCACUUUGAUUCAACGUCAUCACAUUGAAUUUCUUCGUUGAAAUAAAUGACGUGGAAACAACGUUGAUUAACGUUGAUGUGAGCGGACACCUGGGGCUUUGCCCUUCGUGCCAGCUCCCAUACCCUAUAAUUCUGUAUUUGUCUGUGUAGACCAGAAAAGCCACAUCCCUGAUUGGCAGAUGAGUGGCAAACCUGAUUAGAAGCACCUGCUGCUCAUCUGUUGUUCUUUACAAAUGCUAUUUUGAAAUAAAAUAACAUUUUACCUACACACUGAAGAAGGCUGUAAAGCCGAAGCGUCUGUGUACGCUAUCCCUGAUGCAGUGAAAAUAAUAAAAAAACAUUGAAUAAUGAAGUAAGAUUUUAGCAACAUAUCUUUGAGUGCAAACCCAUUAAACCUUUUUGUUUGUCUGAACAACGUUGAUUCAACCAGUUUUUGCCCACUGGGAUGGCUCUACCUACUACUGUGUCUAGUGGUUUACUGGGCCUUACAUACAGUUAAUAAUCAUCUAUGUAGCACUAUUCAUGUUCAUAGGGUGGACAUCGAGAGAAAGAUCAUGAAUCUGUGUUAUUGAUUGAGUCCUUAGAGGACAGUCAUGGAUCAGAUGGAUCCCCUAUCAGGUGCCAUUAGUUGUAGAGGUGAUGUGUGUUGUCCACUUGGAAAGUGAUUAUUGAUUAGUUAUCAAUCAAAUCUCAGCUAUCUAUCAAUUAUGUAUCCUAGCAUAGAUUAGACAAGAUUCACACAUGGAUUUAUCCCAAUCAUGAAUAGACUAGAUGAAUGAGACUAGAUGUUCCUUCCCAGAUCUCAACCAUACACACACCACCAUAAGUUUUCUCUCUGUUGGUGAAAUCCUUUUCCUAACAUGCCUGUGGAAUCUAUGACGUAUCACUAAGAAUGAUGAUCCAACAUAGCCCUCCCCUCUGCUGGCUUUGACCAGACAACUGUGAUGAAUGUUGGACAUUGUUAGACGUGCAUGUGAACAGAGUCUGAACCAGGCAGUCAGUAAGGUGUUAGAUUAACCCUCUAGAUGGGGUGCUGACAUCUUAUUGGGCGUGUGUGGAGGGAGGGAGUGAGUGAGGCUCGCGGUGGGUCUGGGUGCACAUGCCUAUCUGCCAGCCUGUGUGUGUGUGUGUGUGUGUGUGUGUGUGUAUGCAGGUUUAUACCCCACUGGCAUGUUGCCAUACAGAUAACUACUACACUCCCCCACAGUGGGUAAAUGCAUGGCAGAAGAAGAGGAUGGGAUUGGUACUGACACAUUCUCCUCACAGCGUCUAGCCUGGCAUGUUGUAUAGAAGAGGGCAAUGUAAUUACAACCUGUUACCACCCUAUUUAGUCCUGUCUCUACUGGGCUGAGGGUAAUGGAAAACAAACAUUGUCUUAUUCCAUUUGCAGGCCUCCGCUGUGUUCGGGCGUACUGUGAACACACACACACACACACACACCGCUCACAUCAGCGAAUAGAUUUUUAGAAUGAUUUUCCUGGGAAAGAUAGUGAACUGAGCUGCUCAUUUCCACUUUGUGCUGACAAUGGCUUUCCCAGAUUCAGUCUUGGGGGCAUCCGGCCAACCGUUUCCAAUGAAUAUCCAUGGUCUCUUUCGAAUGUUUCUGAACUGAGAGAGCACAGUUCAUGUUAGUAUUCUGAGCUGGGCAUCAGGGCAAGACAGAAAGGCAUACUUCUGUGAAAGCAGUGGAGGUGCAAUUGUGUCAUCUUUGCAAUUCAAUGAACCUGUUAUAGAAUUAAUAACAUGAAAUAGUGAAGUUAUAACUAUAGUAUUUAGAACUGAAUAUAGUAAAUGCAGUACGAUCUUUCAAGAAAUGUGAUCAACACAGUAUCACUUGGAGUGAGAAAAUACCUUGGUCUGUUAGUCCAAGUUAUACAGCUUGCUUGAAUCAUUCCCCAAGUCCUCACCCACAUGACGUAUCAGCUUUGUAAACCAUUUAUCAGCUGCCAUUAUACAGAUACUUCUGACUCCAUCGUUAUCGGGUGUGUAUGUGUAGAUUAAUGAAGCUGCCCACUGCCCAAUGUGCUUUGAUCCCCGUAGUCUGGGCUCAGAAAUCAAUACCCCACUGUGGCCAGUCUGCCACAGGAACACACACACACACACACACACACACACACACACACACACACACACACACACACACACACACACACACACACACACACACACACACACACACACACCAGAGUCGAUAGCCUAGUGAAAGUCUACACACCCCUCAUUUUUAAUUUUUAAUUAAUUUAGAUUUUACUUUGAAAAUGUGGAUUAGGUUGUGUAGAUCGGUAGGGAAAAAUAUAUUUUAAGGAAGAAAAAUGUGAAGAGUGUGCAAGGGGUGUUUAGACAUUCACUAGCGACCGUAUAUAGGCAUGCCCAUUCAGUCCAAAACCAAGGAACCAAUGUUACUAAUAUAACUAGGAUUGGGGCUAUUAGAAACCUAUUCCCUCAAUGCACAAAGAGGAGGGUACCGUAAGAUGAUCAUAUAGCCUUUGCUUACUAUUAUCACUGUAAUUUAUUCGCCAAUAUUUAUUCAUCAUGAAUAUACAUUAAAAUCAGUAUACCACAUGGCCUGAUGGGAUGAUGGGGAUAUGAAACAGUAUAGAUUAAGAUUAUAUUCUCUGUUUCUCCUCUCCCUGCGUCAGUCUUGGCUCUCUGAAGACAUAGGGAGUGAGUUGGCGGACUUUCCUGUCUCGCAGGCAUUCUCCUGCACAGACACACACACACACACACACACACACACACACACACACACACACACACACACACACACACACACACACACACACACACACACACACACACACACACACACACACACACACACACUCAUCUGUGCCCUAAGGGGAUAAGCAUGAUUGACAGUGAAAGAGACUUGCAGAGGAUUCUGAACUAAAUCUGAUUUCCUAUUGGCUGAAGUCUGGUCCUGUGCUCACGGUACACUCAAUACCACCUGACAUCAACUAACUAACUAACACACACACACACAGUCACACUCAUUCUCCAGGCUGCGGCAGUGAGGGUCCCCAGAGCAUCCUGUGUGUGCAGAGAGGGGUAUAACAGAAAUAGACAGGAGUGAUUUCAGGUAAAGUCAAGAUGUAGCGUAGGUGUGAGGGUUAUUCAUUCACAACACAGCUGGGACCCUGCAGGUUUAAAUGCCUUCCAACUGUUCUAACUAAAGCCAGUCCAGAGGCACUAAUGUACGGUAGAGGACGAAGAACAGAACUGGGAUUUGUGCUGUAGUCACCAACUGCACAGGAAUAAUACAACAAGGAAAACCUAGCCUGAGUGACAGUCUGUUGGAGCUAUCAUGCGAACUCCUUUUCAUUCAUUGUCAUGCCAAACAGCAAUGUUGUUGGCAUUGGCGAGAGCCCGAAUGGAUCUGGGACCAGGCUAAGGAAAAUCCCAACAGGUGUUUGAAAAAUAGGAGUUAAAUAUCACAGUCAGAUAGAUACUUCCUGUCCUGUAGUCUGAGAUAAUAAAACAUAACCCCCCCCCCCCCACACACACACACACACACACACAGACACAGUAUUAUCCAUUACAUGGCAUCUCUCCUUCCAUCCCUCUCCUUCUGUGUCUUCUCCUUCUAGCUAUCAUUGUUCUGUUUUGUAGCGCUCUCUCUCACUCUAACUCACUCACUGACUCACCUUGUUUACGACCAGUCAUAAAUUCAGCUGCUGCUCUAGCCCGGGUGAAAGGAGUGAUUCCAUUUGCAGGGCCGCAAUCCGCAAUCUACGGAUCAAUACUGUUUGCGCUCUGUGUAUUAAACCCAUAAAUCUGUCCGAGGAGCGAUUAUGAUUGGCUGGAGUGACAGUUAACUUCCUGCCCUGGGUCAACUGGAGAAAUGUGGUUAGAGCAUUUGUUGUUAUCGGAUGAUAGAUGGGAUAUGAUUUGAUCCCUGUGCGUUUUAAAUUAGAUGCGGUGGGAUUUGGUGUAGUAAAAUAGAUGUAAUAAAAUAAAAGGUUGAAUGAAAUGUGGCGGGAAUAUAAAUGCUGAUUUAAUGAUCUUCUGUUCUGAAUCAAAGAUUCCCUCACUGUUAGAGUGCUUUUCUUUUCUUUGGUUUUGGUGUCAAAUGUAUUUCAAUUCCUGUCAAGCCAUGAAUAGAGUGUUACAUGUACAGUAUUUAAUGACUAGAGCACCUGUGAAUGUCUAAGCUAUUCUACCACCGUCUUUAGUCUAAACGUUAUCCUCUUCUCUCUCUCUCUCCCUCUGUCCAGGGUGCUUUGAGUGCUGUGUCAAAUGCCUGGGCGUCCUCCCGUAUGCCUCUCUCUUUGCUACCAUCCUUCUGUACGCUGGGGUGGCGCUGUUCUGUGGCUGCGGGCACGAGGCCCUCUCUGGCACCGUCACCAUCCUGCAGAACUACUUUGAGGUAGUCCGAGCACCCAUGGAAACCCUGGAUGUCUUAACCAUGUGAGUGUGGGUGUGUUUGUGUGGGAGGGGUGUCACAAUGUUUUUUGCCCUUUUCAAAAUGACUCAUGGUCUAGUUAGAACACCUACAUGCAGCCUGGAGAUGUGUUGAAACUCAAUGAGAAGAAGUUGCCUUGGAAUUAUCACUAUUCCUACUUCUUGUCUGACUCGACCCUUGGAGCAACUACCCUUAUUAGUGUGGUUGAAACAUCAGUCUGUGUUAUUAGUGUGGUUGAAACAUCAGUCUGUGUUAUUAGUGUGGUUGAAACAUCACUCUGUGUUAUUAGGGUGGUUGAAACAUCAGUCUGUGUUAUUAGUGUGGUUGAAACAUCAGUCUGUGUUAUUAGUGUGGUUGAAACAUCAGUCUGUGUUAUUAUUGUGGUUGAAACAUCAGUCUGUGUUAUUAGUGUGGUUGAAACAUCAGUCUGUGUUAUUAGUGUGGUUGAAACAUCAGUCUGUGUUAUUAGUGUGGUUGAAACAUCAGUCUGUGUUAUUAGUGUGGUUGAAACGUCAGUCUGUGUUAUUAGUGUGGUUGAAACAUCAGUCUGUGUUAUUAGUGUGGUUGAAACAUCAGUCAGUGUUAUUAGUGUGGUUGAAACGUCAGUCUGUGUCACGAUCGUCUAAUGAGGAGGACCAAUGCGCAGCGUUGAAGGUGAACAUGACUUUAUUUAAAUUAAAGCCUAAACACGAAAACAACAAACAAUGACGAAACGUGAAGUCCUCCGUUACAAUGACUGACAAGGAACAAAAACCCACAACACUAAGGUGAACACUGACAGUUUAAAUAUGGCUCCCAAUCAGAGAUAACGAGCCGACAGCUGACACUCGUUACCACUGAUUGGGAGUCACACGACCAAACAAUGAAACACAACCAAAUACAACACAACCAAAUGAACACACCCUGGCUCAAAAUACACAGUCCCGGAGCCAGAGCGUGACAGUCUGUGUUAUUAGUGUGGUUGAAACAUCAGUCUGUGUGUCCUCACAAGAAAGUGCCCUAUUUUGAAAGGUUCAGUCUCUGUAAAGGGAACGGUUCCGAUCUCGCGUCUGCUAUGACUAGAGCACAUAGUUAACACCUUAUUGAGACACCAUAUCCUUGGUCGCCGUAGUUAGUAAAAUCUACAUGCCCCCCCAAGUAGUCCCUCGUGAUUGCUACUGGAAGAAAGUCACAGUUACUUAACAGGACAUUUUAUAAAUGGUUUUCUUCUAAAGUGAUUAACCAUUAGUGGUGCACAGCUGUCUCGUAAGUGUAUAUUGAGGUCCUACGUUGUCAAAUCUCCCUUACACCUACACUAUUACUCAGUAUCUAUACAUAUCCCCAACAAGAUGAAUCAUUCAAACAGGAUUAAGUUAAACUAUCCUUGCUCUCCCCUCCCUUAUCUUAAUACACAACAGUAUAGUACUGCUGUCACGGUGCUGUGUAUGGGUGUGGUGUGGAAUCAGGCGCAGGCAGCAGAGGGUAAGUCCAACAAGACUUUACUGUGCACGAAAAGUAAUCCAAAACAGCCCGGAGGCAAAAGACGCACACAGGCGUAAAUACAAGCGCACACACAGGUGCGUAAAUCUCUCCUCACAACACAAGGAGGAAGCUCAGGAAAAUAGCGUACCGACACGGGUAGCGCAACCACGACACGAACAAUCACACACAACACAAACCUAACAACAAGGAAACUAAAUAGGGUGCUAAAUGAGACCUAACACAAAACAGGUGUGACUAACAGACAAAACCAAACAAACACGAAACAUCGAGCGGUGGCAGCUAGAACUCCGGAGACGACGACCGGCGAAACCUGCCCGAACAAGGAGGAGGAGCCGCCUCGGCCGAAACCGUGACAACUGCACUGUUGAAGCUAUGAAGAGUCUCAAUACGCGCAAUAGUGAAUUCUUAAGCUAUAAUUCACAUCUAAAAAAUAUAUUCAAAAUGGCUGUCUGGUGAAGAGAGGUUUAUUUAUCAGGUGUUUGAUCAUGAAUAUGUGUGUGUGUGGGAGGGAGAUCUUUCCCUGACGCAGCACACUGACGGAGAUCGAUUUUUCCACUCCUGUGUGUGUGUGUGUGUGUAUGUGUAUGUGUGUUUGUGUGUGUGUGUGUGCAUGCGUUUGUACGCGGGCGUGAUGUCUUGGCACGGGGCCUUUGAGGGAUUUAAGCCCUCUGAAAUCGCUCUGGGUUGUCCCGGGCGCACCUGCUCACCGGAACUCCGCCUGCCGAGAGAGAGAGGGGGAGGGAGGGAGAGGGUGUGUGCCAGUGACUGCAAGUGUACGUGUGUGCAUGCAUGCAUGAUGUGUGUGCUUCUACUAGAUGUUGGAAAUGGCGGGAGAUUGUGACAUGAGCAGUAGACCUGGCCUAACUGAUGUAACUGGGCAUUUUAUACUGAUGUAACUGGGCUUUCUAUACACUUUCUAGGCCACAAAUAUGUUACUGUACUAGGUGUGAAAUUCACUACAGAUUGAGGGUACAAAAAAACAAGCUUUAUGCCUCUAUAAAAUCCUCUUUAUCAGAGGAAAGCUUGUGAAAUCUACCCACUGUGUUUGUCUCAAACUAUCUCCGAAAUCUCUUCCUAACCUGCAGGAAUGGAGCUAACGCUAACUUUCCUACCCAGGCUCUUUCUGGUAAAUUAGAGCUUUUUACAUAACCCUACAGCAUUAAACCCACACUCAUUAGCUAAAUGGGAGCUAAUCCACUAGUUCAAGCAAGGAGAAAAUGCAGAAUGACUGUGGAGGCAAACUGACUGCAGUAUAUAACCAGAAUACUGUCUGUCACUGCUUGAAGUAAUAGAAUUUGUGGGCUGCUGGGCCUAAAAAAAACAUAAUAGUACAGUACUGUACUAAAUGGCCUGCACACUCAAUGCACAUACCUGUAUUGGUUAGCAAUGUUUUGAUUCCAAAAUGGAUCUUUAUAAGUUCCUGUCAUAGAGAUCCUAUCAAAUGACUACUUAAUUAGUAUUCUAAUUCCUAAUUCUAUGGUUCCUGGGAAUUAAACCGCUCAUCUUGUUGUGCUAGCCACACCAACUGAGUGAUCCCAUCGCUCUGUUCCUGUCUCUCUUUCUUUCUCCGCAGGAUUGAUAUCUUGAAGUAUGUAAUCUACGGCGUGGCGGCAGCAUUCUUCGUCUACGGCAUCCUGCUCAUGGUGGAGGGCUUCUUCACCACCGGAGCCAUCAGGGACCUGUACGGAGACUUCAAGAUCACCGCCUGCGGACGCUGCGUCUCCGCCUGGGUAAGACACACACGCAAAUCAACCACUAUCUGCGCCCUAUGCACUCCUGUAUUUCUGAAGGCGUUGGAUAGAUAUAAGCAUUAGGGUAGACAUUUAGGACACAUCUUUCUGGAGGAAGUACCCUAGAGACGGGAUUAGAGAUUUGGUGAUGGAGAAGUUCAGUUUAAGAUGUCUCUCCUUUGAAUUAUGGCCCAAUACUAAUGAAAGCUGAUGAGUCAGUCAACCUUCUACCGUGACUUACAACUGUCAUAUUCUCUCUCUCACUAAUCCCCCAAAAAUAUUUCUUAUCCAUUUUUCGAAGGGGAGAAACCCGAAGGCGAAGAAGAAAAGAGGGAGGAAAGGGCAAGAGAAAGAAGAAAGAGAGAGAGAGCGAGAAAAAAAAAACAAAUCGCCUAGAGAACACACAAAAGAGAGCGAGGAGAGCGAAGCUAGAGAUCGAUAGAUAGAUCGCUAACAUCCUCGAUGAGAGUCGGAAGCGAGAAGUAGAUGCUCUCAUAUCCUCUCGCUCUCUACUAUCUCUCUCUCUCUCUCUCUCUCUCUCUCUCCCUCUCUCACUCUCUCUCUCUCUAAUUAACCAUUCCCUUUUUUUCCCUCCCUUCCUGCAGUUCAUAAUGUUGACCUAUAUCUUCUUCCUGGCCUGGCUGGGUGUGACAGCCUUCACCUCGCUGCCCGUCUUCAUGUACUUUAACAUCUGGACCAUCUGUCAGAACACCACUGUGGUGGAGGGGGCCAACCUCUGUCUGGACCUGCGCCAGUUUGGUAAGGGCUUGCCGGGGGGCGCCGCCAUCCAUUCACACCAAUGUUGCCAUUUACAGUAUACGUACACUGUCAUUGACACUGGUAGUGGUUAACCAGGGCUUUGGUGGUUUAUUUCCAGUUGUUUGUGUGUUUGUUGGUGCCAAGCGAAGUCACUGAAACGUAAAUGUGAAUGUGGUUGUUGUUUUUUCUCAGGCAUGGUAGCUAUCGGGGAAGAGAGGAAGGUGUGCACGGGCUCCGAGAAGUUCUUCAAGAUGUGCGAGUCUAACGAGGUAAGGGUGUGUGUGUGUGCGUGCGGGAAUGUGUGUGUGGCUGAGGAGAGAUGAAGGGGGAGGUGAGGUUCUGUUGGCUGUUAUCUUUAGUGAUCGCCGCACCUCAGGGGUUAGGCUCCUCUCUCACAUUGAAGGCUGUCUGUCCAUAGAGGUGGAAUAUGAUUCUCAAAUCAUAAAUGCUUUUGGGCAGUGUUUCCCAAUCCUGGUCCUGGGGACUCAAAUUGGUGCACUUUUUGGUUUUUGCCCUAACACUCACACACUUGAUUAAACCAAUCAACUAAUCGUCAAGCUUUUGAUUUGAAUUAGGUGCUUCUGUGUUAGGGCAAAAACACAAAAUGUGCACCCCUUUGGGACCCCAGGACUAGGAAUGGGAAACACUGCUAUAGGGUUCCUCUGUCAUUUUAAAUGGUGAUUUGUGUGAGUGAGAUGAGUGUAGUGGCGCUACCAGAUUUCUAGGGGUUUUAACUUUAACCUCUUGUGGAAAGGAAACAUAACUUAAUAAAGAUUAGUCUGUCUUUUCAUUUAACCUCUAUCCUUUAUCCUUUUGUCCUACCUCUGUUUAAUUCCCUUUGAAAAAGUGAGCUAAUAUUGCACUGGUACAAAUCUUAAUAAAUCUUGCCCUAUCUCACUCUCAAAGCAACCGCUCUGUGAUUUAGUUUUUUAAUCUCAACAUGACCUGGCAAUAUUGUAAACACAGACAUUACAAGUUGGAACGAUGCUUUGUGUCCCAUUUUGAAUACCAACAAAGCAAGCACUGAUGUUGUUAAUUGUCUUUAAUUCCUGGUGACUAAUAAAGCUGUGUUGUGUUUGAUUGUCUUUCAGCUGGACAUGACGUUCCACCUGUUCGUCUGUGCCCUGGCCGGGGCUGGGGCUGCCGUUAUCGCCAUGGUGAGACAAUGGCAAUUGCAGCUCUACUUUAUGUCUGAGGGUUGUGUGACCUGCCCAUUGGUCCUUAAUGUCUGUUGAUAGCAUCGCCACUCUAUUCUGUCACUCCCCUCUGUCUGAACACAUAAAGAUAGGCAGCCAGGGUAAACCUUAGCGGGAGAGGAUUGUCUUGUUGUGUGGGGACAUUUCAAAGAUUAUACUACUAGGGAUUCAAGAGAUUGGUUAUCGGGAGAAAAACUGACUGUUUUUUAUCCUGCUGAAGUUGAAAUAGGUCCUCUCAGUAUUCAGAGCAAUGUAGAUCGAGAAAGAGAGUGAUCGAGGGAGAAAGAGAAAAACAGAGGCAGAUUGAGUGAGAGACACAGAGAGAGACAGACUGAGAGAGAGACAUUGAGUGAUUGUGGGAUAGAGACAGUGAGAGAGAGACACACUGAGAGAGACACACAGAGAGUAAGAAAUAGUGACAGAGAGAGACAGACAGAGAGAGAGAGAGAGAGAGAGAGAGAGAGAGAGAGAGAGAGAGAGAGAGAGAGAGAAUGAGAGAGAGAGAGAGCUAUAGACAAGAGAAGGUGUGAACCCAGCGAUGGAGAAGCACAGGGUGCAGUUGCCAUGGAAACUGGGGAAGAAGAAAGGAGAUUGUUGAGAGCAGCUAAGUGAUGGUGAGGUCUGGAGCAACCGUCUUCACUGGAGAAGACUGCUGCGUCUGUAGCCAGGGAUACACAUUUAAUGAAGGCUGUUAUUCGGUAUCUAGUUCCUUUUUAAACAAAAACACAUGUUCACAGUGAAAAUAACAGAGAAAUGUUUUGUCAAAACAUCAACACUAGUUUCUUAUGGUUUGCUUGUCAUCAAAUAGAUAUGUCCAUAACAGCUUCAUGUUACCACAAAAAUAUAAACAACGUCACACAUUUCCAGUCCUUAGACCCAUGAUGUAAUGUUUUAAAUCUACAAGUAGGACAUUGCUGCUGCGUUGUCUGAAGACUAUAAAAGACAAGAGAAGGUCAAAUGAAAUGGUAAUCAAUUUGGGCGGGAGUGGCACUUCUUCCUUGGACCACAACACAAAGCCUGUAUCUGUAGCCCAACUGUGUGCACUUUGGCCACCCGUGGAUAUCUAUGGUAAUACACAAUGGGAUGACACCUAAGUGUGUUCGUGUUAGUUCUCACUGAGAGCCAAGGUUUAGAAAACGGUUAAGAAAUCAAUAUGCAUAGACAAUAUUGAUGUACCAUCUUCUCAUCUAAUAUUUUCUGUGAUAAAUUAUCUUAAAUUGUAUGAAUGAAGUACUGUCUGUAUCUCCAACUGGAUCUAUCUAGGUGAAUCUGUUUAUUCAUUAUGAGUUUGAGUCAUGUCAUUAUGUAACAAUAGAAUAGAAUAACUUAAUUAUCCCAAGAUUGGGAAAUUCGUUAGGCAUGUUAAUCUUCACAACAUCAAUACAGCACAAUAUCAUCAAUAGAUAAAGACCAUACACUUGACCAAUGGCCAUAUAUCCUAGAACUGGGCCAGAGGAGUGCAGGUGUUUUUCUUUAUUUAAUUACCUCAUAACUACUUCUUCAGAACCUCUGCAGCGGAUGCUCUGGUUGGCUGAUCACUGACACCUCACUGCCACUCAGUGGAGAAAAUAGUUACUGCAGAAACACAUCAGGGAUAUGUUCAUUAGCUAGGACACUCAACGUAGUUGCUCCCUGUUUCACUCCUUCUUCUUCCAUUUGGUGCCUAAUGAACCCGACCCAGAGACGAAUAACUGCUUCCUCACUAUCUAUUGUCUCUCCUUCUCUCUUUCUCCCUGGUCUGAUACGGACAGGCGUCAGCUGCCACGGUCCUUGUCCGUAACUAUGUCCUCCUGACCUCUCAGAGUCUGGGCAAAUACUGCACCCGCUUCUGACGGGGGCCUAUCGGUUGGCCCAUCACCUUCACCCCUGACCUCAGUGGUCUCAGUGACAUCACUGUACGCCGUCAGGAGUUGAGAGGAGCCGACCGCCUCGAUAUCAACAUGGCCGAACUGAACUCUGAACCUAGGAGCUUAGGGGUCGCCCCCAACGCAUCGCCAGCUCUGUCAUCGGUCACGUCACAUGAUUCUGUUAUUAUUCACAAAAAUAUGCUUUGCUGGCAGCAUUAAUUAUAAUAACCAAGCCCCUCUGGUUGCUAUUGAUAGUUAUAUUGAUAACCUAGCUCUCCUGUCACGCCCCGUUCACCUGACUAGCACAAAUGCUGACACAACCAUAACAGACACAGAGCUCAUUAAAGAAUAAGGUUGAUCAACUAAUCCAUCCCUCAAAUUUUGGUUUGUUUGUUUUGGUUUUAAACCUGUGACGGCACAGUGACACUGACCUAAAACAUCUGUUUUGGGUUUUUGGUUAUAGCUUUGUCUAAUUAUCUAACAAAUUCUGUUCCAGCCUAAUUAAUUAAUCAAUAAACUCUCCCCUGAGUUAUAGGCUUGGUUGAGCGGUUAACUAACCUCCCACUAACAUCCCUGAAACCCAUGUGUCCCUCUAAUACAGGUACACUACCUAAUGGUGCUGUCUGCUAACUGGGCCUACGUGAAGGACGCGUGCCGGAUGCAGAAGUACGAGGACAUCAAGUCCAAGGAGGAGCAGGAGCUACACGACAUCCACUCCACUCGCUCUAAAGAGCGUCUCAACGCAUACACAUAAAGCCCACGCCUCCCCCUGCCCCGUCCCCCUAUCCUUCCCCCCCUCUCCAACACACACACACACACGUCCAUGACACACAUGCAGCAGAACACACACAGAAACCACACAAGCUAUUCAGUGUCUGGUGUUUAUGUUCGUAGGGGCACAAGGGUAAGGGGGGUUUGGGGUGUUGUGUUGUGGGUGGUUUCGACUUCACUAAGCUUACGGGUGUGAUGAGAUAGGUUGUUCCUACGGGAUAUUGUGUGUCUUCUCUGACAAACCCUUCUUUCCUGUAUUGAGAUUUCCUUUCUAUUUCUCCUCCUCUUACUCCUCCCGUACCUCUACCUUUUCUUCUUCUUAGAUCCUACUCUUUCCCUCUUCCUCCUCUUCCACCUCUUCCUCUCUUUCUUCACCAU